GCAGCCCUGACAGCAGGCCGGCCCAGAUAUAGGAGCAGUGGGGAGGGGGAUUUAUCUUCUCUAUUCCAUAGUUUACAUCAGCCCCGCCACGUCCAAUGCCUCUGCAAUCACUAAGCAUUUAGACUUUGCUUGUCCUCCUGUGAAGAAGUAAUCAAAUCAGAGAAGACAAAUCAGAGAAGAUCUAUGUGAGAUAUUGGUGGUGGUCUCAGCUUGAAAGCCCUGCUCGCAAUGGUGAAUGUAUCACUCAGAAAUAUCCAGGCCAUCAACAUGUUUUUCUCCUCCUGGGCCUUAGUCUUCAUGGCAAUAGGAAUCCUCAUGGAAGAAUGGGUUGAACUGACAUUGGAAACAAAGAAAAAUACAGUAAGCCACAGUCCCUGGAUCUGUUGCACCAUUCUUUGGCCAGAAGAUGGCCUGCAACUGGUCAGGAUCAUGAUGAUUUCGGUUCUCAGCCUAUCCUUCUUCCAUAAUUUGUUCCUGGGUUUGGAAUUCACAUAUCUGAUUCCUCAAACUAAACAUGUCCUAUUUGUCACUGUCAUCCUCAGUGUCUUCACAGGUAUCCUUCUGCUCUGUGCACUCCUCCUGUAUCAUCAAAAGCUAAGGCAAGGUCAAUCCGUCUUCUACUCUAGUUACAAGAUCACCUGGGUCAUUUUCACUGCCUACUUAACCGUUUGCCUCUUUAUGGUCUCUGGAAUCCUCUCUUUCCUAGAGUGUAAGCAGUCCAACAAGGUUUUUCCCUGCCUGACCCUCAUCCAAAUACCUGAGAAAGAAAGUCAGGACAUAGAGGAAUCUGACAGUUCUAUCAAAGUUGUUCCCUCACCAGCAAUACCUCGUAGUAUUGUUCAUACAAAGGACGAUUCUCCAAACAGACCACAACUCCAAACACGUCGUGUAACCUGGGCUCUAUGAUUUGGCAUUCGAUCUUUCAGUAUAUACUUAAUGGAAACAUGGAAACAGCCUUGUGUGCUAUGUCCUGUGUGUCUC
This is a messenger RNA of Ailuropoda melanoleuca (giant panda), 981 nucleotides long. It is a transcript of the gene TMEM225, whose product is annotated as transmembrane protein 225. The record is from RefSeq and is a predicted model, not a curated record. NCBI's taxonomy places the organism in Eukaryota, Metazoa, Chordata, Mammalia, Carnivora, Ursidae. Bases 229 to 906 code for a protein of 225 amino acids. Gene Ontology annotation, biological process: negative regulation of phosphatase activity. The transcript is spliced from 4 exons.